Molecule: messenger RNA, 2392 nt
Organism: Diospyros lotus (date-plum)
Lineage: Eukaryota; Viridiplantae; Streptophyta; Magnoliopsida; Ericales; Ebenaceae
Product: cationic amino acid transporter 8, vacuolar
Exons: 2
Coding region: 114-1898 (594 amino acids)
Biological process (GO): amino acid transport; transmembrane transport
Cellular component (GO): plasma membrane
Molecular function (GO): amino acid transmembrane transporter activity
Source: RefSeq, a predicted model, not a curated record
GGGAAGAAUUGCGGCGGGGGAGUAACAACGCCCAUUAUAUCCCCUUCGCGAGUUGGCCCAACCCAUACCCCUACGCUUAUCUUCUUCCGCCCGCCCUUUGAUCCAUUUGCGCCAUGGAAGUCGAAGCUCAAGCUCAGCAAGACCCAUCAAGGUCCUACUGGAGAUUCAGCAAGCACGAUUUCUUCCCCGAAGACUCCUUCAAGGACCUUUCUUCCUACCGAGCCGCACUCUCCCAGACCGCCCGCCGCCUCCGAGACCGCCUCUCUGCCCGCUCCACCGACGCCACCGAGCUCCUCCACCUCCCGAAGCAGAGCGAGAACCGCAUGAAACGCUGCCUCUCCUGGUGGGACUUGAUCUGGCUCAGCUUCGGCUCCGUCGUCGGCUCCGGCAUCUUCGGCAUCACCGGCCAGGAAGCCCACAACCACGCCGGCCCCUCCAUCCUCCUCUCCUACGUCGUCUCUGGCCUCUCCGCCUUGCUCUCAGUCCUCUGCUACACCGACUUCGCCGUCCAGAUCCCCGUCGCCGGCGGCUCCUUCUCCUUCCUCCGCAUAGAGCUCGGCGACUUCGUUGCCUUCCUCGCUGCUGGCAACAUCCUCCUGGAGGCCAUCGUCGGCGCCGCCGGUCUGGGCCGCGCGUGGUCGUCUUACUUCGGCAGUUUGAUCAAAUCCGACAGCGAUUUCUUACGCAUUCGAGUCGACAAAUUCGAUCAAGGGUUUGAUCUCUUGGACCCCAUUGCUGUUGCAAUUCUGUUAAUUGCUAACGUAAUUUCGAUGACUGGAACAAAGCACACAUCCAUUUUGAAUUGGAUCAGCUCAAUAUUCAGUUCAAUAGUCAUAGUGUUCAUCAUAAUUGUAGGGUUUAUGCAUUCCCAGAGCUCAAAUUUGACCCCCUUUUUCCCAUAUGGGGUUAAGGGGACUUUCCAAUCUGCAGCAGUUGUGUACUGGUCUUACACUGGUUUCGACUUGGUCGCAACCAUGGCCGAGGAAACCAAGAACCCAUCAAGAGAUAUACCUGUGGGCUUGGUUGGUUCAAUGUCCUUGAUCACCUUGUUGUAUUGCUUGAUGUCGUUUUCACUGACCGCUAUGGUCAAGUACACUGAGAUUGAUGUAAACGCGGCCUUUUCGGUGGCGUUUGAUGGCAUUGGGAUGAAAUGGGCUAAGUACUUGGUGGAUAUUUGUGCCCUCAAGGGAAUGACCACGAGUCUACUUGUUGGGUCUUUGGGGCAAGCUCGAUACACCACGCAGAUUGCCAGGGCGCAUAUGAUUCCACCCUGGUUUGCUCUGGUUCAUCCGAAAACUCGGACUCCAGUCAAUGCUACAUUGUUUGUAACCGUCAUCAGCUGCAUCCUAGCAUUUUUUACGAGCUUGGAUGUGUUGUCUAGCGUGUUUUCGAUGAGCACGCUCUUCAUUUUCAUGCUUAUGGCUGUUGCAUUGCUUGUGAGGCGAUAUUACGUGAAGGAUGUUACUCCAAAGAGGGAUUUGGUUAAAUUCUUGGUGUGCUUGCUUGUGGUGAUUGGUUCAUCAACUGGGGUAGCAGCACUCUGGAAUUCGAAUCAGAGAGGAUGGAUUGGGUACUCAGUCGCUGGUCUAGUAUGGUUUUUGGGUACAUUGGGGAUGACGUUGCUUCCCAAGCAGAGAAUUCCAAAGGUCUGGGGUGUUCCUCUUGUUCCAUGGUUGCCAUCUGUGUCGAUUGGGAUGAAUCUGUUUUUGAUUGGAUCACUGGGUUCGGCAGCAUUCUUUAGGUUCAUCAUUUGCAGUGCUGUGAUGAUAGUUUACUAUCUGUUUGUCGGCCUCCAUGCAACUUUUGACAUGGCUCAUCAAAUUCAACAAGAAUUGAAACUUGAAGAUGGAAAAAGAAAUGCACACCAAGCAACAAGCAACGAUAAUCCAGGGAGCUGAAAGUUUGGACAAAGCAGAGCCCCCUUGGGCUCAUUGAGACAUGUGAACUCCCAUUAGCAAGGCAAAUUUUGGGUUUGAAAUAUGUCUGGCUUGCUGAUUUGGAGUUCAGAAUUAGAAGCAGGCACAGAGGGCUUACCACAAGGAUGGAUGGGACUAUAUCUGUAAGUAAAGUUUGAUGAAAUCUAUCAUUGUAAGAAGAGGAAACUUCUUGUUUUUAAUUCAUCCAAGGCCCUACCAUUGAGACAUUGGACACGUAGAUGGAGAGCAAGUAAAUAUUUUGGGAUAUAUUGUGGAGGGGGCAUGGAAGUGAAUUUAGAAAUUAAUAUAUCUUUUUUAUUAUUAUAUAUGUUUCCAUUUUAACUAUCUAGAGUCCUAAGUAGGGAUUGCGCAAGAGUUUCUAAGUAGGAUGGUAUAAACAGCCUAUAUAUAAUCUCCUUUGGAUUUGUUCUUUGAUAGAACACGGUUAAUAUUUAUAUGAUUUGAAUAUUGAUAAA